ACAUAUAGUUGUGUAAUCACGCGCCAUCUUACAGUUUCAGUUCAAGAAGAACUCUAAUUGUCAUCUACCUUCUCAUUUGCUCUUUCACUGCCACCACUGUAACCCAGAAAACAUUUUUCUCAAAAACCAAACCACCAAACAGAAAAGAAUCAUGUUCUUCGCUACGACUACCACCCAAAUGCCAUCUACCAAGACUAUAGUUUCUGUUGCCGCCUCGGCAGCUGGCACGGCGAUGCUUGUUCGGAAACUUGCACGUGACUAUUUGCCUCACGAGGUACGAGAUUACUUGUUCUUCAAAGUUAGAGAUUUCAUUGCACGUUUCUCUAAUGAGUUAACUUUAGUCAUUGAAGACUCUAGUGGCUUCCAUCGAAACAAACUCUUUAAAGCGGCGAAGUUUUAUCUUGAAUCGAAAAUUCCCCCUCAUGUGAGAAGAAUCAAAAUCAACCUGCCAAGAAAGGAAACCAAAAUUUCACUCUCAGUGGACAAGAACGACGAGAUUGUUGAUAAAUUUAAUGGGGUCCAUUUGACAUGGAGAUUUAGAUCAAAACAAGCCCCAUCAAAGGUUGUCCGCGACCCACUCCAUUACGGCCCUACGGUUCAAAAUGAAGUCAAGUUUUUUGAGUUGAGUUUUCACAAGAAACAUAAAGAUAUGAUCUUGGAGAAUUAUAUUCCUCAUAUUUUGAAGAAAUCUACGGAAAUAAUCGAGGAAAAUAAGACUUUGAAGCUUCAUACUUUGAAACUUGAUCGGAUGCAUGGAAGGGAUGUGUGGCAAUCAGUGAAUCUUGACCAUCCAGCAACUUUUGAUACUCUGGCAAUGGACUUGGAUAUAAAGAAAAGGAUAAUGGAGGAUCUAGAGAGAUUUGUGAGGAGGAAAGAGUUUUACAAGAGAGUGGGGAAGGCAUGGAAAAGAGGAUACUUGUUGUUUGGUCCUCCUGGUACUGGGAAAUCAAGCUUGAUUGCCGCAAUGGCAAAUUAUCUCAAGUUUGACAUCUAUGACUUGGAGUUGACCAGUCUUAUGGGGAAUAGUGACUUAAGGAAGCUGUUAAUUACCACGGAGAAUAAGUCCAUCCUCGUUGUAGAGGACAUUGAUUAUUCAUUUAGCCUUGCAGAGGCAAGGGCUACUUCAACAAAUUCGGUAACGAAUCCUAAUCACCCUCGACAUGGAUUUAAUCUAGUAAAUCAGUAUCAGGUGACAUUAUCAGGACUACUAAAUUUCCUAGAUGGAUUGUGGUCAAGCUGUGGAGAUGAGAGGAUCAUAGUGUUCACAACCAAUCACAAACACAAACUUGACCCUGCAUUGUUGCGCCCUGGUCGCAUGGAUGUGCAUGUCCACAUGUCCUAUUGCACUCCAUUUGCAUUCAAAAUUCUGGCCUCCAAUUACCUUGGCACCACACAGCAUCCACUUUUCAUAGAGAUUGAAGAACUGAUAGCGGAAACCAAGGUGACUCCAGCAGACAUCGCAGAGCAGCUGAUGAAGGAUGAGGAUGCUGAAAAUGUGCUCAGAGGCCUUAUUGAGUUUCUUGAAAAUAAGAGGAGAGAAAAUGAUGAAAGUAAAGCCAGUGAAGCUGAAAAGGUGGCAAUAGAAGAAGAAGGUAAGUAA
Molecule: messenger RNA, 1600 nt
Organism: Pistacia vera
Lineage: Eukaryota; Viridiplantae; Streptophyta; Magnoliopsida; Sapindales; Anacardiaceae
Product: AAA-ATPase At3g50940-like
Exons: 3
Coding region: 152-1600 (482 amino acids)
Molecular function (GO): ATP hydrolysis activity; ATP binding
Source: RefSeq, a predicted model, not a curated record